This is a messenger RNA of Xenia sp. Carnegie-2017, 1211 nucleotides long. Its product is annotated as short-chain dehydrogenase/reductase 3-like. The coding region runs from base 97 to 1101 and encodes 334 amino acids. Gene Ontology annotation, molecular function: oxidoreductase activity, acting on the CH-OH group of donors, NAD or NADP as acceptor. Lineage: Eukaryota; Metazoa; Cnidaria; Anthozoa; Malacalcyonacea; Xeniidae. The transcript is spliced from 5 exons. The record is from RefSeq and is a predicted model, not a curated record. Gene Ontology annotation, cellular component: lipid droplet.
GAACACGGUUCAACGAAUUCUAAUUUCGUUUCGAUAGUUAAUCGAAGGAGUGGUAAAUUCAAUUAUAGCAAACAGCUGCAUCAUCAAGAGAUCAAGAUGUUUUGUUGCUGGCACGACUUUAUAAUUCCUACUUUAUGUCUGUCGCCCUUCAUAGCAAUCGUUCUACUGCUCUAUUUCACUGGUAAUAUCGAUCUUCUCCCGGAGGUGACCAAGCUUUUCCUGCACAGCCUUUAUUGCUAUGUCGAUGCAUUCUUCCAUUUUGUUGUCCCACGCAAACAAAAAAGCAUCGAAGGGCAGACUGCACUGGUAACAGGUGCGGGACAUGGGAUCGGAAAAGAAAUAACGUUGGCUUUGGUUAAGAAAGGGGUUAAAGUGGUUCUCUGGGAUAUAGAUGAGGAAAACAUGGAUAAAGUAGUUAAAGAGGUGAACAACUUAGGUGGACAAGCCUACCGUUAUGUAUGUGAUGUUACAGACAAAGAGAAAGUGUACAAAACUGCCGAAGAAGUUUCAAAAGAUGUAGGAAACAUUGAUAUUUUGGUAAACAAUGCUGGGACUGUCAUUGGAAAAGAGUUUAUUGUGUGCAGUGAUUCAGACAUUGAAAAGACAAUGAAUCUCAAUUUGAUGUCUCAUUUUUGGACAUUGAGAGCUUUUUAUCCUGGCAUGGUUGAAAGAAACAGUGGUCACAUUGUAGCUAUAUCAUCUAUCUUGUCUCUCUUUUCUUGUCCUAAAUUAGUAGACUAUUGUACCUCAAAAGCUGGAGCGAGUAUGAUAAUGGAGUCAUUACGACAAGAAGCAUUGUAUGCAAACAAACAUGGGAUUUGUUUUACAACAAUUUUACCUACAAAGGUCAAUACUGGAUUAUUUGAAGGGGCAAAAGGAAGAUUCACCAAUAUACCACCAACAGUUUCAGCUGAAUAUGUGGCAAAGAAAACGAUAGAUGCAAUUGAAAGAAAACAAAUUUAUGUUAUUUUGCCAUCUUGGUUGGCCUUGAUAUUUGCCCUAAAACCAUUCUUCCCACAAAAACUACAUGAUGAAUUGCACAAGUUCACCAAGUUGAACGACGGAAUGAAAGAUUUUGUUGGACACCAGAAAAAGGUUUAAAGUUCAUGGAUUUUAGUGGAGAAUACAAAUUGCCAUAAUACAUAACAUAAUAAGCCACAAAAUUAAAAAAAUUGUCUGAACGUUACCAAUAAAAAAUUACUUAAGAUAUA